Pelodiscus sinensis (Chinese soft-shelled turtle) is the source of this 1065-nucleotide messenger RNA. The record is from RefSeq and is a predicted model, not a curated record. NCBI's taxonomy places the organism in Eukaryota, Metazoa, Chordata, Testudines, Trionychidae.
AUGUCCAGAGCCCCGGGGGGGAGGCAAGCGGCCGAAGGCGGCGACCGGACGGCCGGGAGUCGGCUGCUGGACAGCCGCAGCUUGGAUGGGAUCAGCCAGGCGUACGGGGCCAGCCGGGCGCAGGAAGGAAGCAGGGCCACCAUCUCCAGCGCCCUGGAGCUGGAAGGGACGGUCAGCCACGACGGGGACCUCACCCACUUCGUGGCCAACAACCUGCAGCUGAAAAUCAAGCUGAGCUCCAGAGGCAGCCUGGAGGAGCCGGAGCCCCCGGGCCAGCCCUUCCCCGGCUUGGGGCGGGGGAAAGCCGCCGACAUCCCCCCCAUCGACCCCGAGGUGCUGCAGCAGCUGGAGCGGCUGACCCAAGAGGUGGCCCACAAAGUGGACCAGAUGAUGCGGAGCUUGAACUGCAACAUCCAGAACAUGACGGCCCUGAGCGUGGGCUACAUCCAGACCUACCGGGACGCCGUGGACAGCCUGGGCGAGUCCGUGGACAUGAGCAUCAAGGGGAUGUACACCCUGAUGGCCCGCUGCGAGGAGCUGGACCGCUCCAUGCAGCCGGUCCACGCCCUGGCCAAACAGAUCCGGGAGAUCAAAAGGACCCUGGAGGUAUUCGAGUCGCUGUGCAAGUAGCGCCGGUGGAAAACAUUUGUCGGCUGCUUUGUGGAACCGCUGUGCUGGUUGCAAACUCCAAAAGGGAAAAUGGUGUGGUUGUGUGUUUCAUGUCGCCCGCUGCCAUAAGCCUAGUACACUAAAAGCAGACACUGCUUUGUAGAAGGGGUGUCUGAAAAGGGGCUAAUUUCCCCCUAUUACUUGAAAACCUCCUACCCUCUCUGUUCCUUUGAGGGGAUGAUGCCUGCAGGUGAUUUCAAAGGACCCUAAGGUAAUUGUGCGUCCAAAUGCUGUUGGAGUUGGAACCCAACCUCAGGGGGAGGCGGGCUGCUUGCAAACUCCCAGGUGUGAAGAAUUGUUGGCCUGACAAGGAAUAGGGGAAGGGGAUUCCCUGGCAUGUUUCUCUGUAAAAUAAGAAUAUUUAUACUUAAUAAAGCUACUCAGUCAUUUGCCAAA